Messenger RNA from Closterium sp. Yama58-4, 1920 nucleotides. The record is from the annotation of a GenBank genome assembly. NCBI's taxonomy places the organism in Eukaryota, Viridiplantae, Streptophyta, Zygnematophyceae, Desmidiales, Closteriaceae.
AUGUUGGCUUUGAUUGUCUGCUCCUCUUUGCGCUGCAAGAUUCGUUCUUUUAGAGAACACUUUGCAGCUCCGCGCAUGUGCGCGGCUGGUAUGAAGGCAUUCAACACGGAUCCUAUCGUGGUCCGCACGGGCGCGGAGCUGCGGAGCGCUCAUAAUCCCCGUUUCUCUCCCCUGCGUCCAUUCGCCCCUGCUUCCGCCCCUGCUUCCGCCCCUCCUUCCGCCCCUCCCUCCCUUCCGCAGCGCUUCGCAGCUCUGCGCAGGUGCGCGGCGGACAUGAAGGUUAGCAUCGAGGCAAUGGAGGUGCGCACGGACGCGGAGCUGCGGAGCGUGCAGGCGCUCAUCAUUCCCGGCGGGGAGAGCACCACUAUGGCCAAUCUUGCCCAGCGAUGCGGCCUGCUCGGCGCGCUGCAGGAGUUCGCAGCCUCUGGGCGGCCGAUGUGGGGGACGUGUGCCGGACUCAUAUUCCUGGCCAACAAGGCGCUAGGUCAGAAGUCGGGAGGGCAGGCGCUGCUGGGUGGACUCGACUGCACCGUGCACCGAAACUUCUUUGGCAGCCAGAUCAACAGCUUUGAGACUCUCCUUCCCUUCCCGCACCACACCCUUCAAUCCACCUCCGCAGCAACACCAUCAUCAGAAGCAUCAGCACCUCCCCCUCCCCAGUCACACCCAUCCCUCCCUCACCCCUCUCCUGACGCCUCUCCCGCCUCUCCCGCCUCCCCCUUUCGGGCUGUGUUUAUACGAGCCCCGGCCAUCAUCCACACCGGCCCUGCUGUUGAGGUUCUAGCGGAAUAUCCUCUUCCCAACCGUGCCUCUGCCGUUGCCGCACCUGCUGCCCCGGCCGCACCUGCAGGUGCUGGUUCGGCCGAGCCUGCAGCUGCUGCUUCGGCCGUGCCUGACCAGAGCGGCCAGGAGCUUUCGGAAGCAGAAAUUCUAGCGAAGUUGGACCGGGUGGCAGUGGCGGUGAGGCAGGGCAGGCUGCUGGCCACGGCAUUCCAUCCGGAGCUCACAGCCGACCUCAGAUGGCACCGCUUGUUCCUUCACAUGAUUCUCGACGCACUCCAGUCCUCCCCAGACUUGGCUGUGGCCCAAGCCUCUGCUGUAGGCUCGGUAGGCAACUCCGGAGCCAGCAGUGUGCCGAAUGUGGACCCCGGUGAUCUCCCAGUAUUUGAGGUGACGCGGCUGCUGGAGCUGGAACAAACUCAACCCGUUGCUGGUUAUUACGAGUUGCUGAAGUCAAGUUCUGCUGCUGAGAGGCCCUUCCAAUCAAAUCUUAACAGAAAGGGAGUUGCUAUUGGAGCUGAAGGCGAUCUGUUGAUGUCAAGCACUGUUGUUGUUGGAUCUGAAGACAAACUGCUGAAGUCAAGCGCUGCUGCUGUUGGAGGUGAAGACGAUCUGCUGAAGUCAAGUGCUGCUGUUGAGAGUCCCUUCCAAUCAAAUCUUAAGAGAAAGGGAGCUGCAAUUGGAGCUGAAUACGGUUUGCUGAAGUCAAGCGCUGCUGCUGUUGGAUCUGAAGACGAGCUGCUGAAUCAUGAGCUGCUGCUGAUAGGCGCUUCCAAGGAAGUCUUGAAUGAAAACGAGUUUCUAUUGGAUGCUGCUGCUAUUGGUUCUGAAGACGAGCUGCUGAAGUCAAGUGCUGCUGCUGGGAGGCCCUUCCAUUCGCCACCCGCCAACUGCCACCUGCCACCCUCCAACCGCCACCUGCCGUGUCCUCCAAUUCGAGACAUUAGGGAAGGGGCUUCCCACUGUUGUUGUACCUCAAGUCAAGCGCUGCUGCUGUUGGAACGAGCUGCUGAAGUCGAGCGCUGCUGCUGGCCCUUCCAAUCAAGUCUUGAAAGAAAGGGAGUUUCUAUUGGAGCUGAAGGCGAGCUGCUGAAAGCAAGCGCUGCUGCUAUUGGAUCUGAAGACGAGCUGCUGAAGUGA